AUGGUCGAGUACCUGGGCUUGCAGGCGACAGGAUGGGAUCGCAUGACUGCGACCUGGUGGGGGAGAGUACUCGCAGCAUGUUUACUUGCCACUAUCAUCCUUGGCAGUAUAUAUAUUCUGUACCACGUCGGACGCAAUCUGUAUAGACAUUGGCGGAAACGACAUGAACUGUCAGAAGUCCCUGCUGCAACAGCGCGGUAUAUUAAGCACUUGGGAAAAGAGACGCCCUCGCUGUGCACACCGUCUUCCACCGUAACAGAACCCAAGUCGUUCGGGGUUUACCUAGGCAGCUUCGACAGCCCUCCUACCCCCCACCAGUCGCGUUUACUGUCGCAAUGGGAGGCAGUAGUACUUGAUCCCAUCCAGCCUGGUGUUUUGGACGCAUUAGCCGGUGGCACCACUGCUACACAUACCCUUGCGCGUCUGGACGUUGCAAGGCUUGUCCAUUUCGACGGGAACUCGCGUCACGAUGAAGAGAUACGCGCUCUCUCUGGCCUUACCAAUGCGCUAACAACGCACCUUCGACGCCCAAGUGACGCCCAGUCCCUGUUCAACGGCGUCCUUCUAUCGGAAUUCCACCAAUAUUUCCAACCCGUGGUUAUGAACGAGGUAGUCAGGUUCAUCAACCGCCUCGGGCUUGAUGUUUGGCUGGAGGUCUCGCCCCCGGACUACCUCCCAGAGCGCACCUGUCGCGAAAUCGACAUGGCACGCAUUCGGGGGGUUGUAUACUGCAACGGAACUAUUCUAUCAAAUGGCGACCGGCAGAAUUACUUCGAUAUGGAGAAGAUGCGCACUGUGAUGCGGGUUGUCGCGGCGCAGAAGCCCAUCGGGGAGUCGACGCUGGCCAUGUGGGAAACUGUGGAUGAUGGCAUCGAGUUGCAGCAUGACGUUCUCCACCGCAGUUAUAAAUGGUGUAACUAUAACAGUGCGAUGAGCUGGAUUGGGUCCAAAUCUGCCUUGACCGACGCCGCGAUCGCAGCGAGGAAAACUGUCGUGCAUGAACCGAUCGGGGCUCUGAUGUGGAUGAAGGAUGAGAAUACUCUGGCUGCCCAUGAUAUCUGGAGGCAGAACGAGAAGAUCUCGCCUGUGCCGUGUGGGUAUGAGAGUCUGUAUGACUCUGUUCAGCAUAUGAUUCCUAAUCUUCGAGAGAAGCUCGCUCUCUUUCCUCCUGCUCCCAAGCCAGCAUCCGAUGGGCAGGUCUUUGUUAUUGAUGAGCUACAAUGGCCAUCCCUCAAUGAGCCUCUUAUGACGAAUCCGUUUUCACUCUCCCCGGAUGGGAAUGACUACUCUGGCUUGGGCUGCUUCCAGCUGGGUUUGGAUUGCACGGCUAAAGAUACUGAGGAGCUGCUGCAGGCUCAGCGCCAUACUCGAGAUCUGAACUUGCUGGACCAGCUCAAGCUACCAGAGCUGAGGAAAAUUGCCGGAGAUCUUCAAGAAUUGGCCGACUCCCAGAAUGAUGGUUCUCAGGCUGCAAGGGAGCUGUACGACCUGCUCCUCUCCUGCGAAGGCAGCAAACGGGACCCUGUCCGCAUUUACUCCGGUCUUCACUCUGGCUUCAGGACUCGCAUGGAAACCCAGAUCUGGGGCAUGUACCAACAGGAUCCGAUGGGUGCGUUGAAUAUGUAUCUCUCUGGGAAGACAGAAAAGGAGCGGGCCGGGACCAUCCUUCAUACAUACAUGUCUAGCAGAGGGUACAGCCGGUAUGAAUGCCUGAUGGCUGAAGUUGGCCUCUCUAUUUCCAACGACACUCUAUCGAAGCAGUGGCAACUGCCUACUCGCAUCGUUAGCGACAUCGAACAACUUACCCCGACAGAAGCAAUGCUCUUUCUACGCCGGCUGUCGCUGACCCUCUGCCAGGAAUGCGCAGACCUCGCUGCAAAGGUUCGCGCUUGUUGCGAGCACUUCCUGAUGGAGGUUCCUAGUCUAGCUCAGCUCCGCGCACUCAGUUCAAGUGAGUACUUGAGUGGUAGAAUAUCUGCAGAGGAUCUGGUCGCUGCUCGUCUGGCCUGGUAUCGCGAGCAAGGGUGCUGGACUCCAGAUGCUGCCGCUGCAACAGCCCUCUUCGACGAGGUUAAUUCUCGUCUGCCUCAAAUACUCAUGAGCGGUGAUGCCCGAACUCUUGGACAGCUUACAACCGUCAUUCAAGGAACGCUUCUUACCGAUCGCAUUGACGCGGGAGCUGAUAUGUUUGCCCUUGCUGUGUUCUGCGCCUUCCGCCGUCUCUCCUUCGACGAGAUUUACUUGGAAGUACUUGACCGCAAUCCUCUCCCCAAUGGGCACACUGUGCAGGCUGCAGUCUUUGCAGAGAUGUUUGCCCUGGGCGCGCGUUGUGAUCUUUACUUCGACAUGACUCCUAACCUGCUGGGCAAAAUCAUCUCAGCCCGGUACCGCGAAUAUUACAACGUCCACCCACCAAAACGACGAGAGGAAUUAUUUACCGAGAUUCCAACUGCGUACGCAUCUAUGGAGAUUGACCUAGAUCCCAAGGGCGAUGAGCACCGGGUCCCUUUCUACUAUCGCAUUACUUUCCUCGGUAUCUUUGCCCUGCCUGCGCUGAUCGACAUCACCAUGUUGACCACCAUCGGACGCGGUCUUUACCUAACAACCUUCAUGAGUGACGUUGACAAAACCCUUGCUACAACGGCUCUCAUGGUAGCCCUUCUCGUCUGUGGUGGGUUUGGUGGCUGGAUCAGUUCAGGGGGCAGUUACUAUCUCUACGCCAUGGCGUUUCCUGCUAUGAGCAUGUUCGUCAUGACGCGAUUUAUAGCAGGUGUGGCCGUCACUCUUGUCAGUGGGCUGAUUGCCUUGAUCGCAAUUGGAUGCGUCAAGGGCUUUGCAGCUGGUGUUUUGUUUUUCUUGUACUUUUUCUUCCUCGCGACGUACCUGAUGCUGUUGUCUGUGCUGGCGAUCUACCAACUCCCUGGAUUCCAGUUCCAAUCGGGCCGUACCGUCAUCAUGAGCUGUAUACCCAUUUUAUUCAUUGGCCCGGUUGUGACAUUGUGGGUUGGGCAUGACUCCGUUAUAUAUCUCUGCCUCUUAGGGCUAUUCGUGACUUCGCUUCUGCUGGGCGCCCGACGUGUCAUGUCCCAGUGGAAUACUUGGUAUCUCAAUAUCCCCCGAGUAACAGACGGUGAUGUUGUCAACUGGUACGCCCAGAGAAGCGAAUCACCUAGCUCCAGCAUGAAGGACGAUUCCUCUUCUUCGGUUCCCCGAAAAGCUCUAUUCGAGGCUGUCCAGAAAGAAUGUCGCCGCUCGUUCUGGUCCAAGCCCACCAAUGACGAUUUCGUGCGUAAAAUGGCCGAUGGAUACUCGGCGACGAUGUUCCUCCUGGUUUGGUACUGUCGCUACUCGCGAACAAAGAUCCCCCUUCCCUAUAGUCCGACAUGGAACCUGCAGCUCAAGGCCGCUGUUGAUACAAUGGGCGACAUGCAAAAGGGCCUCACCAUGCAUAGCGCCUUUCUGCACUGGCGCCAUACCGGUGCCGACGUCUGGUGUGGUAUUCUAUACUUCGUCAUUGCCCUCAUGGAUAAGUGGACGGCGCUGCUCACUGGCGAAGCACUCGUUGGUCUUUCCACUGCCUCGAGUUCAGAGUAUCGACUGUCUGUUGGCUUCGGAUUGGGGUACUAUCUGGCCGGUGCUCUUAUGCUGGAUGCUGUCUCCCAACCUCUCUGGACAUCUGUGACCCAAAGAAACAGCGAAGCGAUAUCGUCCAUCGACAGUCUGCGCGAAGUGCUGUCGCACAACUCAGGCGAUCGCCAGCGACUAUACUGGACCAACCUGAUGAAGUUCUUCCUCCUGCAUAUCUGGGGAACUGCUGUUACGCUGGCACUGAUGUGGGCAUUUGAGCCAUCCCAGCGCGCGUCGAUUAUGUAUUUGGCGUAUAUCGGUGCCUAUAGUGGCCUGCUCUUCUACCAAUACAACCGCAUUUUUACAGGCCCUGAAGCAGCGCGGUGUCUUGCACUGGGAUCGGCCGUGGGCUUCAUCGUUGGGAUCGUCAUGCAUAAGGUGAUUCCACCCUUUACUUGGAGCAGUGUCAUCUCGCUGGCUUCUGGUACGUGGACCGCUGCGAUAUACUCUCUUUGGCUGUCGGACAUUGGAAUGCCAAAGUUGAAAAGGACCACGGGCUUCAAGCAAAGUUCAAACAUUACCCCAAAGCCGAAUUAUACAAGCAGCUCGUUGGAGCCUUACUUGGACAUGUCGUCUACCACCCUUGCCCAGACAUUUGACAAUAUCAAUGCCCUCUCAGACGACCUUCGCUUCCGAUUGGACCCAUCAAACCACCCUGGAUCUGAGGUAAAGGAAGUUAUUAGCUCUAAUUUGGGCUCGAAGACAUCCACAGUCGUACAGGCCGCGUUCCCCAAUGCCGAAGAGCUGCUCACCGAUGUCGUCCGUCUCUGGGUAUCUGGCCAGACAGUAAUCGAGUUCGUCUCAGCCGAGCAUCUCCUCCAAACAGAGCAGCGAGUCCGCGCAGUAAGCCGUCUCGUCGGCGACCAGCUGCAUGUCUUUGUUGUGAUCGGACCGGGUCUCGUGGGUCAAGACUGGACGACAAACAUUCGCCGCAAUUGCAGAGCCAUCGCCGAGGCCGUGGUGCAGGCUACUGCUGAAGCAAAGUUCGGUUUCUCACACGAUCAAGCUAUGAUGGCGGAGCUUCUGGUCGGUCACCAUCGCGAUGACUAUGACCUUUCUGUUCCCGAGGGAGUCAAGUACCAGCUCGAGCGGUCGCCUUCUGAGUGCUCGCGAGUCGCAAGCCAUGGCCAACGUACACUGCUGCGCCAUCUAAUGCUCGGUAUUGACUGCGAUCUGGAGUGGGAUGGGCUUCCCCGGUCUGCGCGGUCAUUUCUCCUCCGGCGAUGCUCAGGGAAGCCAGGUCGCGUCACCACUGACGAGCUUGCCUGGCUCCAGGCCAGGGUUGGUGUACAAGACCUGCAAGGCGUUGGGGCAUUUGUCGCGCGGUAUAACAUGGGCGUGGCCUUGUCCUUGUCAGUCACCUACUACGCCCAGCGUUGGAUGGAGCAGGCGGACUAUCCAGACUACCCUGUUUUCCAGGAUACAACAUAUGAAAAGCCCAUACAGAGGGCCCUUCCAUCUCCUCUCGGAACGGAUGUGCGGUUUAUGGAUGCGCUGAAGCUAUCUUUCACUUAUAUCCACCAUAGUGUCAAGACGUGUCUCAAGGUCGUGAUAAUUUCUCUGGUUGCGGAUCCUCAGUACCAGCGUGAACUCGAGUACGUGCUUCGUGGACAGCCCUUGAUAUUCUCUUGGCCAGUUACUCUGCUGCUAAACAGCAUCUGGUCACUUUGCAAACUGCUUCAGCGGGUUCUAAUUCCCCUUGUGCUCCUCCACGGCCGCGAAAAUAUUAUGGACGUGUACAAGAGCACCCGUGGCUGGAAGACAAUAGUCCAAAAAGACAGAAUCGUUAUUGAAAAUCUGCAUGGACCGACCACUUGUUUUGCAAAAGCCCAGCCUGACGGGUCUACGAUUUUAUAUCAAUACUCGGGAAAUCAUACUCACGAGCCUAGGGACCAGACCCAACUGCUGGCCGUCAACACGUACACCGACAAGUUAGUCCUUCGACGAAGACAGGAAUACAAGGGCAGUAAAUUGGAAAACGACUUUACAUAUGAAUAUGCAAAUAAUGACAAAAGGUCUCGAAGGCGCAAACUUCCGAUCCAGAGACAAUGCACUUCCGGGGAGCUGGAAGGCCAAGUCGUGCAGUAUGAUGACAGCGGAUAUAUUGUAUCUGGAUCUGGAAUGCAGGGGGUCAAUCCAAUGCAGUUCAAGUAUCGGUUCCGGAAGAAUGCGAAAUUCGACGACGAGCUGCUGCGCGCUGAGUACACGUUCCCUCAUAUCCAGAUCAAGGUCGCCUGGUGUAUGCCACCACCACAUCACCCGGAGCGUGAGGACAAAUGGAUUCCUUAUCCCAGAGUCAGCAAGGCUACUUUCGCUCAGGGCGAGAAUGUGCAUAAUGCCAAAUGGACUUACGAUCACAAGUUUCACCCGAUUAUCAAGACAACACUGAAUGGCCAGGAUGUGCCCACGCCCCCUAUGAUCCAGGACGACUGGUUCCAUGUCCUCGAGAAGCCUUCCAGGAGUAGUUUCCUGCAUGAUAACCCGCUCUUCUUUUUCAAGUCCAUCAAGACAAAUUUCAUUACACGGAUGUUGGGAAUGAACGUCAAGACCAGGCCAAUUCCAACCUCGAGAGCGCGCACACACCUGUGGAAGUCAUGGAAAGGCAGCAAACACUUCGACGCGGUGACAACCACCUGGCUUGACGAACUGCUCCUCCGCUCCGAUCGCGUUCUUCGUCCGUACUGGAGGAAUCGCGAUUUCGGUCGCCUGGAUGCCGCCGGUGACUAUUUAGAUGGCCAGGUUGAUACAAUCCUCGCUCGUGUUGACAUUGACCCGGAUAUCAGUUCGUGGACGCAGAUGGCGUUCAAAAUCAGCGACCUCUAUAGCUUUGGCAUCGGGGGUGAUGCUCGGAUCAACACUAGAACACUCUCUACGCAGUUGCAAGAUACCGACUCCCGUCUCCAUGUUCUGGCUAUGGAUACCGCCACUUGGCCUAACGAACCUGGCGGUGUCUCUGCCUGUCGCCGGGACAUGGUUAAUGACCUGAAGGGCAUUAGGUGGCACAUUAUAUCCGAAAACGCCAAUGAUUACGGAGUCCCCAAGUUCCAAAUCGAGAGGAAUGUUCAGUCCCUGACUGUUCUACCGCAAUGGGGCCUAGACUUCCUUAACCCAACCCACGGUGUAUUCCAGAAUACCCUCGAUUCAGCCGUCGUGGAGCGCUCGUUGGAUACCAGAAAGGAAGACAUCAAGAACCACUUCAUUCCAAUCCUCACUAAGCUCGUUCGGUCUGCGCGGACGACAAACCUGAAGCGCCAGCACAUUGAAGAGGCAACCAAUGCCCUUGUCGACCUGAAUACGUACUUUGAGUCUGGGCGCAGCUGGAACGACGUGUGGAUGAGCGAUAUAGUCAAGAAUGCAUGGCGCGAGCUGUGGCUUUCAGACGACGUCGACGAUACGACUCCGGUGUCGAAAUGGUGGGAUGCAGAGCACCCAUCACUGCAGCAGCUCGACACGGCGCUGGAUAUGUGGCAUCGCUAUCUCUUCAUCUUUUCUAUCCCCGUGCCCGAGCGCAUUCCCGAUGUCUUCCAGGCCUCGCAUCACUUCACUGGAGCAACAUUUGGUGUCCUCUGUAAAGCGAAGCGAAAGUGUGCCCUCCAUGUGUGGGAUCACUGUGUGAGCUUCCGUGAGGUGACGGUCUUCUUGUCUUCUGCCGUCUCGUUCGAUUCUGCUUUUGUCAACAACACUUUGAUAUCCCUUGCCCACCUGGCGUGUGUCCUGGUUGAGCACCACGCUGAUGUUGUGCUUCCGUGCGCCGAGUACUUUAAUCCUGGCUGGGAGAUUGAAUUGGGGACGGCUGAAGGGGCUCUUCAGCACCGUCGCGCUUUCAGUCGGAAGAUUGACCCUGUGGUUAAUGGUAUCACCAGUAUGGAGAGAUAUAAGCCUAUUGAAACUAUCAAGACUACGACGCCGACUGUUGUUAUGUUGUCGCACAUUCGUUACGUGAAAGAUAUCAAGACGGCCAUCAUGGCUUCGGAUGUUAUUGUGAAUAAAUGGGGCUUCAAGGACUACCGAUUGCAUAUAUACGGAGACAUGGAGCGUGCGCCUGCCUAUGCCUCAGAAUGCCAGGAAGUCAUCGCUUCCAAAGGCCUGCGAGAGCAUGUCAUGCUCAAAGGUCUAGGCAACCCGUCUGUCGUUCUCCAAGACGCUUGGCUCUUCAUGAACUCCUCCAUCUCGGAAGGCCUCCCCCUCGCCAUGGGCGAAGCAGCCCUAACCGGCGCCCCAGUCGUCUGCACCGACGUCGGCGCCUCAUUCUGCGUCGUUACAGACCGCGCCACAGGGAAACGCUUCAGCGAAGUUGUGGCUCCCAACGACGCCGAUUCACUCGCCCGCGCUCAACUGCGCGUCCUCGCCCUCUUAGACAAAUGGAGCCCCUUCGCCGAAGACUUACCCGGCGACGUCGUGCCCACCCUCGAAUUCCACCCAACCCCCGAACAAAUCAAAGCCAUUUCCGACCGCAUCUACGCCAAAGUGUCGCAGCGGCGCAAGUUCGGUAUGAUGGGGCGCAAGAACGUGCAGAAUAGCUUCUCGUCUGACCGGUACCUCCGCGAGCACGAGCAGCUGCUUUGGCUGGGGAAGUAUCAGAGCCAUAGCUAUAUUGCGCGGACGAGUGCGACCUCGUCGAGUAAUUCUAGUGAGGUGCUGGUUAAAGAGAAGACCGCGAUGCAGAGACUCUAUAUUGGGAAUUUGCCAUCUACGCCGGACUCGAUAUAUCAGCCUGUGCCGGCGAGGGCGUGGCGGGCUUGGAGGGAUUCUCGACAUGCUAGUUCGUCUGGGAUGCAGACGCCGGUGCAGGUUUAA
Messenger RNA from Aspergillus puulaauensis, 8424 nucleotides. RefSeq names its product glycosyltransferase family 4 protein. Gene Ontology annotation, molecular function: glycosyltransferase activity. Lineage: Eukaryota; Fungi; Ascomycota; Eurotiomycetes; Eurotiales; Aspergillaceae. The record is from RefSeq and is a predicted model, not a curated record. The coding region runs from base 1 to 8424 and encodes 2807 amino acids. The transcript has 7 exons.